Molecule: messenger RNA, 627 nt
Organism: Rotaria socialis
Lineage: Eukaryota; Metazoa; Rotifera; Eurotatoria; Philodinida; Philodinidae
Source: the annotation of a GenBank genome assembly
AUGCAACGUUUACAACAUUUCAAAAAUGAUAAUGAACUAGCAUCGACAUUUCCAGUCAAAAUUCGUAAAGUACCAAAAAGCUUAGAAGACAUUGUACGAAUAACAAAAUUUAAUAAAUCCGAAAUUCGGCUACUCUACAAAGGAUUUAAACAAGAAUGUCCAAGUGGCGCAGUAACCGAACGUGAAUUUCAAACCAUUUAUUCGCAUUUCUUUCCUCAUGGCAAUUGUCGAGACUAUACAACUUAUUUAUUUCGCGUUUUGGAUAGGCGAAAACGGAUGUAUUUUACAUUUGAAGAUUAUAUUCAAACGUUAUCCAUUUUGUUACGUGGAGAUGUCAAGGAAAAACUUCAAUGGGUAUUUCGUUUCUAUGAUAUUUCCGACAAUGGAAAAUUAACGAAACAAACAAUAGAAACGAUUCUUCGUUCGAUCUACGAUCUUCUUGGACCAAACAGUUGUAUUCAGCAACCUCUAACUGACGCUACAAUUGAAAAACAUUCAGCUUGUAUAUUCGAAAAACUUGAUUUUCAUAAUGCUGGAAGUAUUAAUUUCGAGGAUUUCGAAAACUAUUGUGUACACGAUGCGCAGCUAUUAAAUAGCAUUUCAUUACUGUCAGCUACAGCUAUUUAA